AAAACAAACGAAGCCUUAAAUGAGCGAAACGUCAAGGUAGUGCGAAGCCAAUGGCACGUUAAAGGCGACUAAGAGGGGCUAUUUUUACCGCUAUAUAUUCCUGGAUACCAACCUGAUCAGGUAUAUUCGUUCACCGUCUUCUCAUCGAGUUAACUAGCCUGAUCCAGCCAACAUGUUCAAACUGAUUAUUUUAUGCGCACUUCUGGCAUGCGUUUCGGGGGCGGUUUUGCCCAAACCCCCUGCAGCCGUUGAGCAAAAGGGCGACUCGCCAGCAGUCAAAGAGCUGCCGCUUCGCCCCGAAUCCAAACAGCCAGCCGGAGAAAUUCACAAACCCUUAGAGAAGCUGGAAAAGGCGAAAUCGGCCGAAGCCACCAAACCCGAGCAGAAAUCCGCUCAGAAGGAAAAACCCGCGGCUCAGAAGCCGGAGGAGCAGGCACGUCGCGGCUCAGACACAGUGAAGCAGGGAAAGCGUGAAAAUCAGAAGCAAAACAUGCACUCAAAGUCCAAACCAGUCGAGGAGAAGAAGCCAGCUGAGAACACCAAGGAGCCUCUGAAGGCAGCUGAAGAAACCAAAGCAAAACCCGCUGAAAAGGGCCGCUAAACCCAAACACAUUUUUAGAUUUAGGUUUAUUUAUUUGCCUGUGCAGCUUUGUAAAAAGCAUGUUCUAUUUUAUUUGCAUAAUUAAUUAUUUAUUUUAAUAAACGUGUUUUUAUUGA
Messenger RNA from Dendroctonus ponderosae (mountain pine beetle), 717 nucleotides. Its product is annotated as neurofilament heavy polypeptide. Lineage: Eukaryota; Metazoa; Arthropoda; Insecta; Coleoptera; Curculionidae. Bases 173 to 601 code for a protein of 142 amino acids. The record is from RefSeq and is a predicted model, not a curated record. The transcript has 2 exons.